GCUCCUCAUGCUUGAAAUAAACAGGAAGCUGAAGCUGAAGCUGAAGCUAACCCAAACAACUCCGCCGUUUGUAAGAAACAGAGCAGAAAUAUCGUGUUUUAUCGCCUUUUACACACACGUGUUUAGUUCGAGGCGGGCAUGCUGCUGUUCUGCCCAACCUGUGGGAACGUGUUAAUCGUGGAGGAGGGACAGCGGUGCAUGAGAUUUGCGUGUAACACUUGUCCUUACGUUCACAACAUCACGAGAAAGGUCAAUAACAGAAAGUAUCCAAAGUUAAAAGAGGUUGAUGAUGUUCUUGGUGGAGCUGCAGCGUGGGAGAACGUGGACUCGACGGCAGAAACUUGUCCCAAGUGUGGGCAUGCUCGGGCGUAUUUCAUGCAGAUUCAGACGAGAUCAGCAGACGAGCCGAUGACGACGUUCUACAAAUGUUGCCACAUACAGUGUGGACAUCGAUGGAGAGACUGACACGUUUGCACUUUGACAGGUUUCAUGCACAUUGGCUGUUUGUUUUUUUGAGAGUUGAUUUAUGAGAAAUAGGCUCCACUGGUUGUAAAAAAUACUUUUCCUUUCUCUGUGUGCAUCAGCACGAGAGGUUGACCGAUGUGGCAGCUGAUGACUGAUAAUUGAUGCCGGUUUUUCCCCACCCCCAUAAAUGAAUAUAACCACCACCUAAUAUAAUAUGUUUUAUGAUGACAAAUAACAGCAAAACUUAACUUCAGUUACCAAUAAAACUAAUGGUCAGUACAGCAAUAGCAUUUUUAGUAGAAAAAAGGUAUAAACUACAUGAAACAGGCCAUCGAAAAAUAAACCAGAAUGAAUCAGUUUCAACAAAGACCCAGCUUGUUUUAAUAAUAAAAAAAAACAAGACUUGCUGAUUAAUUGUUUAAUCAAAUAAUCAUUGCAACCCAAAUAAUAAUUACUAAAAAUGUCAACUAUCAGCCCAACCAGUUAAUCGGUCUACCUCUAGUUGGCACAGAAACAUUUCCUAAAAUUACUGUAUAUGCAGCAUAAAAUCCAAAUAAAAGUGUGUCAAUGACAAAGAAACAAUCCUUCAGACUUUUAUUGAUAAAAUAUUACCUGUUUACCUGUAUACAACCGUCAAACAAAUUUUGACUUACAUAGUUUAAUACAUAUCACAGACAUUUAGAGAGCAAUGCAGACCAGCAUUAUCCACAACAAUGGCAUAAUAUACAGUACUUGGUAUUAAAACUUCAUUGCAGAGUGGACUUUCUUACAGAGUUUAUCUCACUUCCAGAGAAGAAGAAAACACACAUAGAGUUAAGGAUCUAGUUAGUGUUAAUUAGUCAUUUCAAUGAGUGGCUCAUGCAGACAAACUGCACAUGAAUGACUGAAGGUGACUGGCAGGUUAGACAUGCUGUGGUGGAACAAUGUCUAUUUAUUAUUUUUUAUUUAUUUUUUUGCAAGAUAUCGGGUAACAGUCGUUUAUUUGAAGCUUAUUCUCGGCAGAAAAGUUUUACCCUAUUUCAUAUUUAGAUUAGUCAACAGAUGUCUUACUUUGCUAUGUAACAUGCAUCUACGCAAUGCAGCGAUUCUUAAAGGGCUGAUGUCGAAUUAAAUAGGUGAUGAUG
Molecule: messenger RNA, 1589 nt
Organism: Solea senegalensis (Senegalese sole)
Lineage: Eukaryota; Metazoa; Chordata; Actinopteri; Pleuronectiformes; Soleidae
Gene: polr3k
Product: polymerase (RNA) III (DNA directed) polypeptide K
Exons: 3
Coding region: 139-465 (108 amino acids)
Biological process (GO): DNA-templated transcription; termination of RNA polymerase III transcription
Cellular component (GO): RNA polymerase III complex
Molecular function (GO): zinc ion binding; DNA-directed RNA polymerase activity; nucleic acid binding
Source: RefSeq, a predicted model, not a curated record